AUGGACUCAAUUGAGCCAUCAUUCUAUAGAAGGCACCUUGUGAAACCAGUAGGACUCGAAUUGGAAAGAGUAGCAUGGCUGCUAGUGAAAGUAAUGGAUUUCAGCUUUGCCACUCUCAUCUACCAUGCGUUCACAUGCCUUGCGUAUUUGUCCCCUCUUCUUGGAUCAUUACUCGCUGAUUCCUACCUCGGCAGGUUUAAGGUUAUACUCUACGGUUCAUCAGUCUACGUACUUGGUCAUAUUUUGCUCUCUUUCGGAGCCGUUCCAACCAUGGGUAUAGGAGUUCGAACGCUGUUCGACUUUGGUGGUCUAUUGGUGAUUGCCUUGGCUACUGGAGCAAUCAAGCCAUGUGUGUCAGCUUUUGCUGCCGAUCAGUUCUCAGAAGAGCAGCAGGAUCUCCGAGCUCAGUUCUUCAGCUUCUUCUACUUCGCCAUUAACGGUGGCUCACUAUUUGCCAUUAUUUUGACGCCGAUUCUUCGUGGUCGAGUCAGCUGCUUAGGGUCGCAAUACUGUUUUCCAUUAGCUUUCGGU
Messenger RNA from Cooperia oncophora, 531 nucleotides. The record is from the annotation of a GenBank genome assembly. NCBI's taxonomy places the organism in Eukaryota, Metazoa, Nematoda, Chromadorea, Rhabditida, Trichostrongylidae.